AUGAGAGCAGCAAGAUAUUACGGCAUCGAGGAUAUUCGAGUUGAGGAGAUCCCAGAGCCAGUGUGUAAAGAGGGGCAAUUGAAGAUCAAACCUGCCUUUGUAGGAAUUUGUGGAACAGAUCUCCACGAGUAUCUCGGCGGACCGACAUUCGCACCCGUCAAGCCUCAUCCCGUCACCAAAGAGACUCUUCCCGUAACAUUCGGACACGAGUUCUCCGGCACCGUCCUCGAAGUCGGGAAAGGUGUCUCUGGAUUCAAGCCCGGACAGCACGUCUCGAUACAACCUACCAUCUACGACGGUACCUGCGGAGCCUGCAAGCACAACUUCGAGAACGUCUGCUACAACGGCGGCUUCGUCGGGCUCUCAGGCUGGGGCGGCGGCCUAAGUGACGCCGUAACAGUCCCAUCCUCCUACUGCCUCCCCUUACCAGACAACAUCCCCCUCGACGUCGCAGCCCUAGUUGAGCCUCUCGCCGUAGGCUGGCACGCCGUCUCGCAAUCGCCCCUCAAGCCAAACGACAACAUCCUCAUCCUCGGCGGAGGCCCCAUAGGAAUAGCCGUCAUCCAAGCCCUUUGCGCGCGGGGCUGCGGCCAGAUCAUCGUCAGCGAGCUGUCUGCCUCCCGACAGAAAUUCGCCAAGCAGUUCGGCGCGGACACGAUCCUCGACCCGCGGACCGUCGAUGUCGUGAAGAGCGUGCAGGACCUCACCGGCGGCGAGGGCGUCGAUAUCGUGUUUGAUUGCGCAGGUGUGGCGGUUGGGUUGGAGGCUGCCUGCAAGGCGAUCAGGGUUAAGGGGACGGUGGUUAAUGUUGCUAUUUGGGAAAAAGCCGUCCCAUUCCAGCCCAACGACCUGGUGUUCCGGGAAGGGAAAUACGUCGCAUGUCUAGGCUACAUCCAGCAGGACUUUAAAGAUGUCAUUCAAGCUAUCUCUGCAGGAAAAAUGACCCCGGGAGAAAUGAUCACGAGUAAAAUUGCGCUGGAGAACGUGGUUGAGGAUGGGAUCAAGGAGUUGAUUCGGAAUAAGGAGAAUCAUGUUAAAGUGUUGGUGCAGAUAUGA
This is a messenger RNA of Mollisia scopiformis, 1056 nucleotides long. RefSeq names its product GroES-like protein. The coding region runs from base 1 to 1056 and encodes 351 amino acids. Lineage: Eukaryota; Fungi; Ascomycota; Leotiomycetes; Helotiales; Mollisiaceae. Gene Ontology annotation, molecular function: (R,R)-butanediol dehydrogenase activity; zinc ion binding. The record is from RefSeq and is a predicted model, not a curated record. The transcript has 4 exons. Gene Ontology annotation, cellular component: cytoplasm. Gene Ontology annotation, biological process: butanediol biosynthetic process.